Molecule: messenger RNA, 3228 nt
Organism: Myotis brandtii (Brandt's bat)
Lineage: Eukaryota; Metazoa; Chordata; Mammalia; Chiroptera; Vespertilionidae
Product: zinc finger protein 764-like
Biological process (GO): regulation of transcription by RNA polymerase II
Molecular function (GO): DNA-binding transcription factor activity, RNA polymerase II-specific; RNA polymerase II cis-regulatory region sequence-specific DNA binding
Source: RefSeq, a predicted model, not a curated record
AUGGCCCUCAUCGCCUGGGUGGAGGAAGAGGCUGAACUGUGGGGGCCAGACGCCCGCGACCCGGAGUUGGGAGCGUGUCUGGCAGGAGAAGGCACGGGUUCCAGAACCACGGAAGAGAAAGGACUGAGAGAAGGCACCGGGGCCCUGGAGCAGAUCCUUCCUACGGACGCUCGGCCCCUUGGGCUGAAGGCUCUCACACCCCCUUCUGCUGGUCUCCCUUACAGUUUGGAGCAGCCAUCCACGGUGCCUCACCGGGGCCGCCCCCCACUCUUUGCCCAUCCCCCUGUCCCAAGGGCAGACCAGCGUCAUGGUUGCUACCUCUGUGGGAAGAGUUUCGCCUGGCGUUCCACUCUGGUGGAGCACCUGUACACCCACACGGGUGAGAAGCCCUUCUCUUGCCCUGACUGUGGCAAAGGCUUCGGCCAGGCCUCCUCUCUGAGCAAGUACCGCGCCAGCCACUGUGGGGAGCCCUGUGGCCGGGCCUUCACCCAGCGCUCUGCCCUCACCACCCACCUACGGGUCCACACGGGUGAGAAGCCCGACCUCUGUGCUGACUGCGGCCACGGCUUCAGCCAGAGCUCUGCCCACUACCAGCAUCAGCGGGUCCACAGGGGCGAGACCCCCGUCCCUUGCCCAGACUGUGGCCGUGCUUUUGCCCACGCCUCAGACCUUCGGCGCCACGUGCGCACCCAUACAGGCGAGAAGCCCUACCCGUGUCCAGACUGUGGGCGCUGCUUCCGGCAGAGCUCCGAAAUGGCAGCCCACCGGCGAACCCACAGCGGGGAGCGCCCCUACCCCUGUCCUCAGUGCGGCAGGUGCUUUGGCCAGAAGUCGGCCAUGGCCAAGCACCAGUGGGUCCACAGGCCUGGUGCCGGGGGACGCAAGGGCCAGGGUGCCAGUGGGUUGCCUGUGCCCCUGACCCCUGGCCAAGGGGACCUGGACCCACCUGUGGGCUUCCAGCACUACCCAGAGAUCUUCCAGGAGUGUGGGUGAUGGCCUCAAAGGUGAGAAGACAAAGGGUGAAGAUCUAAACAUUUCCUGAGGCCCAAGCUGGAAUCAGUCCUGAACCUCUGGGGGUGCCAGGGAGGUCAUAGAAUUUCUUGUAAGAGCUGGCCAUGGGGGACGAGCGCCAUCAUGUUUUAGGCCUCUCCAGCUUGACAGGGGCCUAGCCUACAAGCCCCCUUUGCUGAGUUAGGACUGAGGUAAGAACGCCGCUGACCUCCGCUGUGGGAAGAAAAGGCCGUUUCUCAGAUGUGUUAAGAGGAUUGAGGUGGAAGAGAACCUUGUUUUACCCGUUUGCCUUUUCACUGCCUAAGUUAAAAACUGGUGGCCAUGCACUGAAUCUGGCCUGCAGCUCUUUUAUGUUUUGGCCUAGUCAGAAUUUUAAAAUGUUACAAAUUAUUGGUUAAGAUUUCACACAAAAUCCGGGUUUCUGACUUCUCUUGAGAAAUCCAAAGAUUUGGCAACUCUGCCUGAACUCCCACAAAACCACAGCUGGCAGGAGCCGGGGCAGCUGUUCCCGUUGGAUGGAGCCGGACCUGUGCUCCGGUUCAGCGUGCUCGCCACCCUCAUCAGCUCCCGACCAGCGUCGGCUGGCGCUCAUGGCUUGCCCACGUCUCUUCCAGGCAGGCUCGCUCCACCUCGUGUUUUCCUCGCCUUUACGUGACCUGUUGGGCUCCUGUGGUAAUUGGAGUUUGCAAACCGUGGUCUAUGGCAGCCGUCGCCAACCUUUUGGACCUCACAGACCCCCAGUGGUCCACGGACCACCGGUUGGCGUCUGCUGGUCUAUAGCAUUCAAGUUUUCCUGAAUCAGGGAUUUACAUAGAGGGCAUAUAUGUGAAAGGGCACAGGAGAGAAGUAAAAGCAGGCUUUAUUUUAGAUCUUGCUUGCAUUGUAUCUUAUGGUUCACAAAGUACUAUCUUUUCCAUGAACUUAUUUCGCCCUCAUAACUGCCUGGUCAGGAGGAGGCAGGCAGGCCUGCAUCUGCCCUGCACCAGCGGCAUUUCUGCCACAGCCGACCGGGAGUGCCCGCAGCCAUCCCUGGGCCUCCCUGGGAGAGCCAUAUGGUUCAGGCCUUAUCCACCCUAGACCCAACCGGGAGGGCCUCAUCACGUUUUAGAACUGGAAGAGAUUUGAGCAUUUGCAGUUGGGGACACUGAGAUUGGGGAAGGCUAAGCAACCUGACCCAGGUCACACACAGAGAUGGCGGGGUCUUGGUUUACUGUUGCCUUGAUCACACUGCUCCUGAAUUUCUUAGUGUCUCAGCCAGGGUUCUGGGGUAUCUGCCCACUCCCUCUGAGGGCACCCAGGCACUGACCAGGACAGGAGACAGCCCAGCCCUGUGUCAGUGAAGCCCAGGUAUGAGAUGAGUGGAAAAAUGGCCAUGUAGCCGACCAAGGCGAGGGAGAAACCAGCCUGAGAUGAGAGUUCAGGGCAAACGGAAGCAAAGCUGAUCUUCACUAUGUGCCCACCAUCAUGAACUAGGCCAGGGACAUUGGGAGAAGUAGCCAGAGGGAAUUGUACUCAUCUACAUUCCCAAGCUCUGCACACAAUCUCUGCCCGCUCACCUUGUGACUCCAUUAGCCCUAUUAACAAUUCCUUUGUGGUCAGAGCCCAGCCUUGUCCAGGCGAUGGAAGCAGCCAGCCAUGGGCAGACCCUCUGGUCAGGACACCCUUCACCUGAGGAGGAAUAGGGGUUAUGUCCUCUGCUGGCCCGUGUGUACUUGCCUUUACUCAGCCCCGUGUCUGCCUACCUCAGGGAGAAAGAUUUGUCAAUCUGGAGAAACUUCUAAAGAGAAGAUUUGGGGAAAAGACACUGCUCAGGUGAAGUCAUGAACUGACUUGAUUCCAAGUCUGAGCCCACCUGAACUUUCAUGGAGGACUGGCUGGUGUGCCACCUUGUCCUAAGUGGGACAUGGUGUGAGAAGGCACCUUAGUGGUAGGAGCUACCUUUGUACCAGCUUUUAAUUCCCUAAAGAAGGCAGUGUGCAUCUAACUCUCAGGCUGCCUGGGAAAACCCAGCCUGAAACACCAUUCUCACUCAGCUCAGACUCAAAGCCCAGUUUGGACCCUAGCCUCAGCCGAUUAAAGAUGCCAUAAUUACUACUUUCUCUGAGUGCUUUGAAGUUUGCAAGGCUUGCUUAGGGCCCAAACUCCAGACCCAGCUCUUCUGCUUCCUGCCUCAGGACCCAACUUAGCACCAUUAAAAGAUAAUCCUGUCAUGAAAUA